Molecule: messenger RNA, 5511 nt
Organism: Durusdinium trenchii
Lineage: Eukaryota; Dinophyceae; Suessiales; Symbiodiniaceae
Source: the annotation of a GenBank genome assembly
GCGGAAAAAAACGGAAAGACCUGGAGGCGGCGGCGGCAACGUUGCGGCAGCAAGAGAUGGCUGCCUUGGAGGCACAGAUCUUGAAGUGGCAAAAGAGCGGCAAAGCACCGUUGCCCAUGGUGCGUCUAUGCUUUGUGGGACGUGGACAUGCCGGUAAGACCACGACCUUGAGGCGCUUAAAAGGAGAAGAUGUGAAAGAGGGCGAAGAAUUCUCUACCUAUGGUAUUGAAGUUUGGGCUUGCGAGAGAUCAGAAGGACUUGAUGCCCGUGAUGAUGCUUGGAAGCAAUGCAAAGGAAACCUUCUGGAUGAUUGCGUAGCGAGGAGCUUCCAGGGCAGACGCACCGAUAUUAGCAACGAGGGAACAACUGGAGAUGAAGCUCGAAGUCGGUCAAAGGAGGAAGCGCCUGACCCAAGACAUGAAAUAUCUCAAAGUGGCAAGCCGGAGGAGGGGCCUCAGGGUGGCAAGAAGGAAGACCUUAAGGAACAUGUCAAUAGAGUGAGUGGAGGCGAGGCCCGAACUGCAUCUGAGGGCCUUCAGAAUGAAGGUCAAGAAGAUAGGGGUCCUAUACUGGCACGGCAAAUGGGUGUUGAGCUGGUGCUCAACGCAUCAGAUGCCAACAUUGCACCACGUCUACAAUGCUUCGAUUUUCCGGGGCAGCGAGAAUACGCACUCAUCAACAUGAUGUACUUCCACGGUCGUGGAAUCUACUUGGUAUUUUGUGAUAUGAGUGUGGAGCUGGAAGAAGCCUGGAAGGACUUGAAACUAUGGCUUUGGGCCGUGAACCGCUAUGCAAAUGCUGUGAAUGGCUUGGGUGGUCAGAACGCCAAGUCGCCACCCAUCAUCGUCAUUGGCACAAAAUUUUUGAAGCGAAAGUUCGAUCAAAAGGAUUUGCGAAAGCGCGUUGACGACUUCAUCACGAGACAGAUGCCAGGUUUGCGUCAGCGGCUUCAAGGUUUUAUUUGCUUAGACAACUUCUCAAGAGAUAUCAAGCAACAAAUGCAUGACCUGAGGAGUCAACUUCAUGAGUUGACGAUGCAAGUGCUCACGACAGAGGAGUCCUGGAAGGAGAAAAGUGGUAGGUCUGAUGUGCCACCGCACAUUGGACUUCAAGCCGAAGCCUAUCCACUUGCGUGGAUCCAAGCGCAUGAGCUUCUGAGCGAUCUGGAUGGUGGUGUCACAAUGAAGGUGAGCCCAAAGCAGUUGCGAGAGAUUUUGGAAGUCAAGGGUGACAUACCUAAACUCCAAGAGGAACUUGCUGGCACGCAUGUGCCGAUGGGGCACCAUGUCAUUGCUCCAGCAGGCUCAGCGGUGCGACGCGUAGUUGAAGGAAGAGAAGAGGGGACUGGCCUCCAACAAGAGAGGAGUGAGCAAUGGAGCAUCGAAAAGCUUCGAAAUCACCUGUCACAACACGAAGAGUCGGUCUCGAUCGAGGUGUCAUGUGACUUCUUGACAUUGGAUCAGGUCAAAGCAUUGCUGGCCAAGAUGAGACCAAAACCUCUCUCAGGGGAUGAUGUGACAGGAGUGCUACAACUCAUGCACGAUCUGGGUGUAGUUUUUUGGUUGGAUGAAGAUGAUUUACGAGAGACCGUGGCCUUGAAUGUGCGCAAACUUUCACUUGCCCUGUCAGCAUUGAUCGGUUUGCGCUAUUGGGAUGAAUGCAAGUUUGAACACAGCGAAGCCUUUCUUAGCAAGUUACAGGGAAGCACACAGGGUGUUUCAGACGAUGUUCUUCGGUUUCAGACAAGUGGUAUUGCAAGCACGAGGCUCUUGGAGUGUGCGUGGGAAGGCUUUACUGAGCUUCAACAGAAAUUGAUGCUGGAGGUCAUGCUACGAAAAGGACUCCUAGUUCGGCGAGCAGUUCUUGGGGAGUACGCGGUGCCGUCUUGUCUUCCUCUCACAUUUUUAGCAGAACCACCUUGCGGGGCAUCAAGCGCUGUUGUUUACGUGAACCUGGAGGGUUUUGUUUCUGCAGUUCUUUUCCCAAAGAUCGUGGAGUACCUUUGUGAAAAGAAAUAUGUUCAAUUGACCUCCCCACCCCAAGCGUUCAGAAACUACAUCGAGCUGCGCUCUGAUGAUGUGUUCAUCAUCAUGUCACUUGCUUCAGUGGCAAAGCAACGAUUGCUACGCAUCCAAGCAAUUGCAGAAGAUUCAAAAGCUGAAGAGGCCAGCCAAACGGCCAAGAGCCUAGCUGAUGCCUUCUCAGAAGCACUUGGGCUUAAGGCACUGCCCUGCACAAAUCCAUCUGACUCCCACAAGAUAGUUCAUUUGCAGGAGAUGCUUGGUCUCAAUUUGUCAGAACAUGAACAUGAACUUCCUGCCCACGUGCUCCUCCAGCACAACCCGUGCCUGAACUUGAAGUGUUUCAGGAGCUGCGAUGAUUGCGCUCGUUCAGAGAUGCUUUCGCUACUUCUCAAUGAACGCUUUCUUCCAAACCUUGGCCUGGAAUUGCGACAGAUCAUCUCCAGCUCCUCCUUGCAGAAGUUCUCCCGGCCAUUCGGAAGCUUUCGGUUUGACAAUGUGUGGUUUCCAGGUGACGUCGAUAUCGAGGAAUAUGUGGUCGUCAAGGUUGAAGGACCAACGCUGGAUGCGGAAGAGCGCAAGGUGGAAGCCCUAAAGAAAUUGAGUGAGGAGAUUCAACGCAUGUGCAAAAACAUCCAGGGUCUUUCGGAUUCAGAAUUGGUCCAAUGCUAUUGGUCCGGUCUCAAGGCUGGAGUCGAUAUCAGUGGUCGCACUUUGACAUGGACAGCGGAUGAAGUCGUGAAGGGAACAAAGGACGGAGUUCCGUUGCACGAAGCUUUGAGGCAGGGCCAUCGGUCCUGGACUGCAAAAGUUGACUUGUUCGCCAAAGUGAAUCUCUUUGCAGAUGUGGAAGGGCAAGUACCCCACUUUCGUGAAGUCACGAAUGUCAUCCGCUUUGGAUAUCGCCAGGAAGGCUCUCAGGAAGGCUCUCACAUCAUCCACCCGGUGACGCAGGAAAAGGAUUUUCUCAAGGCGGUUCAGGACAACAUUCGGGACUACUCUUCGGCGCAUCCGAAGGCCAUGAAGUACGUGAAACGCCUCUGGGAGCGAAGUGCCUUUAUGGCGCAAAGGGGGUUUCACUGCAAGGAGCACUUCCAGAUGUUGGAAGCUUUGAAACCGAUCUUUCGACAUUGGGCGGCGCAACUGGCUCAAAUCUCUGCACAUGCCGAGACAUUAUUGAACAUGUUGGAAUCAACGAGGGUCUCAAAGAAUGUACAGCAGCAACGAGACGCCAUCGAGGACCUGAACGUGCUUGGCAGCGAUGUGGAAGUGCUUUACGAGAAGUGCCAAAGUCUUACUGACGACCCAGCGGCUGAAGAGGGAGUCAAGUGCUUGCAAGAGGUAUUGGACCUUUUGGAUCCCUUCCAACCCUAUGCAGAUGCCGAUGUGGAGAAAGUGAUGGAUGUCCUCAAGCAGGUCGAGGAGCUCAUGAGCUGUUGUGUUGAGCUGGUGAUCAUUAACUGGCUUGGGGACCGCAGCAAAUUCACCAGUCCCGUCUCCAAAGCGCUCCAGGACGGGUGGGUCUUUCCGUCCGAUCACCUUCCGAUUGGUUGCAGCAUCAUGACCGAAGUCGGUGGGUCGAAGGCUACAUUCAACGUCGCGUCGUGGAACGUACUGAACCAACGGUACAUGAAAGACGUGCUCAACGACGCACAGGGCUUGAAGUGUUCCAGCUUGGCUACACAGAGUGUAGGGGACAGGAAGAAGGUUAUUUGUACGAAAGUGGUGGAGAUGCUCGAGCACUCGGAUUUCCACAAGCACAUUUUGUGCCUUCAAGGGUGCUGGCCUGCUCUAUUGGAUCUGCUGGAUAAACAUAUCUCUUCAAAAGGUUUUCUCCUGCUGCGCUGGUGCAAGGAGUCCCCGAACCAGGAGGCGAUGAUUGUCGAUACAAAGAUGUUUGACGUCCAGAUGCCGAAGGACCUUCAAACACAUCAUGUGUUCAAAUCAGACCAGGGGAAGGCUGUCACAGAGGUUCUGCUGUCGCUGAAGAAUGGCAAUCGGAAGUUUCGGAUUGUCACCACGCAUCUUCCUGGCAAGCCUUUUGGCACUGCCCGGCGUGAAUUCUGCGACUUCAUUCAAAAACGGAAGGAGGACCAUGAAGCAAUACCCACCAUUCUCGCUGGCGACCUCAACUUCCCAGAAGAGGCUAUCCGCCCCCUACUGAACAAGCGCGAUGGCAAGAUGGAGAACGUGAAGUUUGUCCCAAUCCCAUAUCCGACCAAUAUAUGUCAGGGAUCUCUUCUUCCAAAGAGGAUUGAUUGCAUUGCAUUGCUGUCGGGCCACGAGAUGGUGAAGGUGAAACCUUUGUCAGCAGAGAAUGUCCUUCCUGGCCUGGCAGACAUGGUGAAACUCUUGGAGUCCAGGUCUUGGGAGCUUGCAGAGGUGAAGAUGGACAUGAGAGAGCAAGCAUAUCAGGCGAGAAUAAAACAUCAAUUGGCCGAACAGAGGAGAAUGGAUGAGGAAAAGAAGAUGCGAAGAGCGGCGCUUGCGAGAGUAAAGAGAAUGGAGGAGGAAGAGAAGAAGCGAAGAACCGAGUUUGCAAGAGAGCAGAACGAGAUGGAAGCGACAAAGGAGGAGCUCGAAGCCACCAAGAAGGCCCUGGAGGAAGAAAAGAGACUCAAGCAGGCAAGAGAAAAGAAGACGGAAGCAAUCGAAGAGGAGUUGGAAUUGACACACAAGCAACUGGAAGAGACGAAGAAGGAGCUGGAGGAAAGGAGCCUGAAGCAGGCAACAGAAAAGGAGGAGAUCGAAGCAUUGAAGAAGGAACUGGAGCAGGAAAGGAGCCUGAAGCAGGCAAAAGAAAAGGAACUGGAAGCGAUGGAGAAGAAGCUGGAGGAAGAAAGAAGACGGAAUCAGGCUGCAAGCUCAGCGCGUACAGUGGAUGCCACGUUCGAAGCCAUGCCGCCAUUGGGACACAAAACGAACCAGGUGCUGAAUGUUUCGGAAGCUCGGCUUGAAGAAGUCUUCCAGCACCUUCAGGAGCCGACGGAGGCCUCGGAUGUGAUGAUGGCAUCCAAGCUGAGCGAGGCGAUGCAGCUUUGCCGCAUGAACCCAGAGGAGUUUGAGGUGACCGCGCUCCUCGACCGUUUGGGCAGACCAGAUCACUUCAACCUGCAGACCUUCAAGCAGGUCAUCAAGGAAACUCUCGCUGAGUGGUCUCAAAGAGAUGAGGUGCAAGAAGUGCUCAGCAGCUUCCAAGUGUUCGACCCUGAACGCACCGGUUUCUUGUCUCGAGAUACAAUCCAGCAUAUCAUGUGCCUCGGAGGCAACGGAAUCACGGAGGAGCAGUUGGAGGACAUGCUCAAGGACGCGCCCUCAAACGGUGCGGGCUUUGAUUAUAUUUAUUUGGUGCACUACUUGCUCGGGCCGGAGGUGAACAAUCCUGGCAGAGCACCAGAAGAAUCCUGAAGUCAAUGAAGGCUCCCCCCGAUACGCAAAGAUGUGAGCCUGAAACUCGUGGAGGGCGGCUGAUCCGCCAGCAUUGAAGUGC